AUGCGUGACCCCGUCCUAGCGGCUGCUGCUGGUGCGGACCAUAGCGAGAAGCCUGCUGUUGCUGCUGUUGCUGUUGCUGUUGCUGCUGCUGUUGUUGUUGCUGCUGCUGGUGUGACUGGGGCGCUGGAGGAGGAACAGAGGCGCCUUGCCAAAAAGAUAGAGUGGAAAGCAAACAGCGGUCGUACCUUGCGGCGGAGGAAGGGCCAACAGCAACGAUCAACCAAGGAAAAAGAGAGACAGAGAGAGAGAGAGAGAGGAUAUACCCAAAAGCACCGACUGGGCGCGCGGACUGCUGGCCCAUCUGGUCUACAUGGUGAGGCUGCGGGCCAGCACCCGGAUGCCACCCAUCUUUACCCGACGGAUUCAUACGGUGCAACACGCCGAGCAGCCGGACCUCAGCCAACAACAGGUGUCAACGAGACGGGGCGGAGGGCACAACGGGAGCAGGAUAGCAGGUGUCGUCCUGGUACGCCGUCGACUGGAAACGCAGCUCGACCAGCAACGGGCCGGAAGAGUUUGAACUGGGCCAGCUCAAAACGAGUGGAGGGAGGGUCGCUUUCAGGGGCGAGCUGCGGCGCUGGACAUGGGACGAGGCCGCCAGAAUCGAGCGCCGGCAAGGCAGCAGGCUGGUCAGGCAAUCGCUGGAGUAAGCGUAAAAUCGUGUUUGCUUUCUCGCUGGAUCUUUCUUUUGCAACGGAAAAACUACAAAAAAAAAAAAAAAAAGGAAGAAAAAAAGACCCUAAGCUGGACGAGAAGGGAAAGGCG
Trichophyton verrucosum HKI 0517 is the source of this 765-nucleotide messenger RNA. RefSeq lists its product as uncharacterized. The record is from RefSeq and is a predicted model, not a curated record. The annotation marks the transcript as partial. The transcript is spliced from 4 exons. Lineage: Eukaryota; Fungi; Ascomycota; Eurotiomycetes; Onygenales; Arthrodermataceae.